Molecule: messenger RNA, 2214 nt
Organism: Blumeria graminis f. sp. triticale
Lineage: Eukaryota; Fungi; Ascomycota; Leotiomycetes; Helotiales; Erysiphaceae
Source: the annotation of a GenBank genome assembly
AUGAAUUGCGCUGGCUGUAGACUGGCUGUACUUAAAAAAUUUACUUCUCUCCCAAAGAUAGCUACUCACUCCGCAAAUUUUUCCAAAAGUAUAGGUUCUGGACGCGCUCUGCAGUUUGGACAGUGGCGACGGAUUUCACAAUUCUCACCGGAACAGCGAGACUCGACCAAUAUUGCAUCUGUGGAUGAACAGAAAAACGCUACUCAAAGCGAAGAGGGAAGGGAUCUUUCUUUAGAGGCCCAAACUAACACAACCCCAUGGUAUCUACGAGUCGAAUCACCACAACACACCCCAAUAUUGUCAGAGCGGCAACGAAUACCAGAUCCUCCAAAAUCACCACCAGAAAUAUUACAACCAUUGAUGAAUAAGAUCUCAAUAGACCUUGGCCUUGAUAAUCUCUCUCUACUUGAUCUUCGCGGAAUCGAUCCACCACCAGCAUUAGGAGCAAAUCUCCUAAUGAUAAUAGGUACUGCACGUAGUGAAAAACAUCUUCAUGUCUCCGCCGAUCGUCUCUGUCGAUGGUUACGAAGCGAAUAUAAGUUACACCCUGAUGCCGAUGGAUUACUGGGGAGGAAUGAGCUCAAGAUAAAACUGAAACGAAAGGCCAAGAGAGCAAAACUUAUGAAGAGCAAGGAUCAAAUGAAUGAUGAUGGAAUUCGAUCAGGAUGGGUCUGUAUUGACAUUGGUACUACCGCCGGACACGAAAUCAUAGAGGAAAAUGCACCACCUAGAAGCUUUAUAGGCUUUGGUCCACAUACCAAUAGUGUAAGGAUUGUUGUCCAGAUGCUUUCUGAAGAAAAAAGAGAAGAGAUAAAACUCGAAGAACUAUGGGGUAAAGUUCUGCAAAGAAGUACCUGGUCGGAAAGUUCUGGUUCAGCUGAAGAAAUAGACCUGGCUGAAGAUGACGAUCACCAAGCUACUAGAGAGCAGCCUAUGACGGCUAUUUCUAACAAAAGUCAGCAAAUUAGAGAAUUACACACAAGAAGCCGAGCUUAUUCGACAACUCGACAACACUUCAAACCAAUUGCAUCUUACGCCAGUAAACAAAUUAAUGAACUAGAUACAUCUCAUUUUUGUAUGAUAAAUAGUGAUCAAUUAAGUCCAACGAUAUCAACAAAUUCUAUAAUUAGAAGAGAAAAUAUAUUGGCUCACUUAGCCUUAGGUAAUUACGAACAAGCUAUGGCAGAAGCUUCUCGGUAUAGUGAAACUGAAACUCAAUACCAGAAAGGGAAUUGGAGGACUUUAUAUCUAGGGAUGCUAGUCUCACAUCUUCGAAGCUUACCAAGAGACGAAGCAUUUCGAUGUCUUGGAACUGGACCCUCGGAUCGAGAAUCGAAUUCAUUCCUUACCAGCUAUUAUCAGACAUUUAGUGAUAAACUUUUGAUCGAAGAACAUUUGCCUUUACACAUUGAAUUUCUUUGCUUUGGCCAAAGUCUUCAUCAUCCUGAGUAUAAUACUCAAGCACUUGCUGCCCUUCAUCGAAAUAUGACACUUGAUAGUGUUAAAAUACAAAAGCACACAUAUUUGCGACUGUUACAGGGUAUUCUAGACUUUAACCCCCAAAAUGAAAACGCUAAUGCUGCAAAGUUUGCCGCCAAAAGUGCAGCUAAUGUUCUGGACACAAUGUAUAGUCAAGGUCAAGAUUUAAUCGAUGAAGAUUUUCUGGUUUAUCUUCAAAUUCUCAUAUCUCGUUCUGCGCUUUCUUGUGAUGAUAGUGAUGCUCUAGAAAAAGAUUUCAAAUAUAAACGAGAUAACUAUGGACUUAUAAGCGUACCAAUGCCAGUAGUACAGGAUCGUCUACAUCUCGUAAUGAUACAUCUUAACUUACCAAUGUUUCGUGAUGGGAACAGGAUUCAACUUCUUCAGCUUUAUGCUAAGGGUGGACAUUGGCUUGAAUUCUGGGAGAUCUUCCACAUGGCGUAUCUACACGAUAGACCUCAGGGUUCAGAGAUCUUCGCUUGCAUGUUUGCUCUCAUUGCUUCGAACAAUAAUCAGACAACCUGCGCUAGGGUAUUAAGAGACUGGUUCCCGAGUUUGUUGCAGGAGUGUCCGUCCAUCUCCACUAGAAGCAAGCUAGCCGAGUCCGUAAGGGCUUGCUUACAUGUCAUAGAUCCUGAGCUGCAAGCACAAGGACCUCAACUUUCUAAAGUCAAGAAUAGCGAAUGGUUUCAAAUGUGGAAGUAUUGCACCCAGCCGGAAACUAGUAAUUUAUGA